Molecule: messenger RNA, 756 nt
Organism: Phlebotomus argentipes
Lineage: Eukaryota; Metazoa; Arthropoda; Insecta; Diptera; Psychodidae
Gene: Osi18
Exons: 2
Coding region: 1-756 (251 amino acids)
Source: RefSeq, a predicted model, not a curated record
AUGCUGAAGUCCAUCGUGAUCUCGCUGAUCGUGUACGGCGUCGCGGUGAGUUGCAGCGAAGAGUCUGCGGCGGAUGUUGCGCGAGACAUCUACAGAAGCUGUCUCAGUGAGUGGUCGACGGAGUGUGUGAAGCCGAAGGCGCUGUCUUGGCUAAGAGAGGCCUCUCAGACAGAUGUGAUUCGACUCACGGAUGAGCUCUCGCUGGUGCGCACCGCAGAGGCUGAGCCAGAAGAUGAGGGAAAAGUUCUUCCGCGAGAGCUCAGAGCUUUCGACAAGAUCGAUGAGUUCCUCUCCACACACGCUCUUCGCAUCGAACCGCCCAAGUUUCUGCAAGACAAAUCUGUGCGGAAACUCAUACCAAAGUCACUCCUCAAAGGCGGACUCGCCGAUGGAGUUCAAGUGCCGCUCGCCGAAGGGAAAGUCGCUGAAGGUCGAGGCUUUGUGAAGAAAGUCAUGAUUCCCUUCCUGUUGGGCCUCAAGAUCAAAACAUUCGGCUUGGUGCCCCUCGCGCUCGCUCUCAUCGCCCUCAAGACGUGGAAGGCCAUGACUCUCGGUCUUCUGUCCCUCGUCGUGGCCGGAGCCAUCGUGAUCUUCAGGCUAGCCAAACCAAAAGUGGUCAACUACGAAGUCGUCCACUAUCCUCAUCACCAUCACGUUGAGCACCACGUAGAGCCGCAGCAUGUCCAUUGGGAUCCUCCACAGGGCUGGAGUCGCCAAAUGGACGCCCAGGAAAUGGCUUAUUCCAGUUAUUUGUAG